UCUCCAACUCUCAAGGGGAAAGGAAGCCAAUGGCGUUUGCCGGAACAAACCAGAAAUGCAGGGCCUGUGACAAGACCGUGUAUCUAGUGGAUAAGCUCACUGCCGAUAACCGUAUCUACCAUAAGGCCUGCUUCCGAUGCCACCACUGCAAAGGUACCCUCAAGCUGGGCAAUUUCAAUUCCUUUGAGGGAGUCCCGUACUGCAGGCCUCACUUCGACCAACUCUUCAAGAGAACCGGUAGUCUGGAUAAGAGCUUCGAAGGUACACCAAAGAUUGUGAAACCAGAGAAACCCGCCGUCGAUACUGCAACAACCAACAAAGUCUCAAAUAUGUUUGGGGGAACCAAAGAUAAGUGCGUGUCUUGUCAGAAGACUGUGUAUCCAACUGAGAAGGUUGCAGUGGAUGGCAGUGCAUACCACAAGAGUUGUUUCAAAUGCACCCGUGGUGGAUGUGUUAUAAGCCCUUCCAAUUACAUUGCUCACGAGGGUAAACUCUACUGCAGGCACCACCACACCCAACUCUACAAGGAGAAAGGCAAUUACAGUCAGCUUGAAAAUGAGCGUGAGAAGCCACCAGUGACAUCGAAAUUCACACCCACACAAGUCACUGCCGAAUCCUAA
Telopea speciosissima is the source of this 620-nucleotide messenger RNA. RefSeq names its product LIM domain-containing protein WLIM1-like. Gene Ontology annotation, cellular component: plasma membrane; actin cytoskeleton. Gene Ontology annotation, molecular function: actin filament binding. NCBI's taxonomy places the organism in Eukaryota, Viridiplantae, Streptophyta, Magnoliopsida, Proteales, Proteaceae. Gene Ontology annotation, biological process: actin filament bundle assembly. The coding region runs from base 30 to 620 and encodes 196 amino acids. The transcript has 5 exons. The record is from RefSeq and is a predicted model, not a curated record.